AUGGUUGUGGAGGUUAAUGCAAAACCGAGGAACCAUAGAGUUGAGAUCCACUAUCUUUGGCUUGAUAGUCAAUCACGUCCCUCUCAACAAGUAGAUGUUGGAAAUUUCCUCCAUUUCAAAUCAUGUGUCCUGUACACAGAACUCGAGAAUCCAGCUCAACCUCUAAUCAAUGUGGAAGUUGGAGCUCAUGUUACGCGGCCUGAGCUGAGGUGCAGUGAGGUAUCCAAUAAGUUCUACUUCACUUUCACUGUACGUUCAGAUGCCAUGACAAAUGGUUUGAAGAUUCGGAAAGUUGUCCCUGCUACAGAGGAGGAAGCACGGCGGGUGAUUGAGCGAAUGGACGCUGAGAGCUCAUAGCUUUGUUAGUUGAUGAAAAAAACAUUGGAGGCAAUGUUCGCAAGCUCAGUUUGGAAACAAGCACGAGACACUCUAAUCAUUUUCUUUGAUUGAGGCAUAUAACUAUAUGGAAGCUACUACUUACUGAAAUAUUACUACAGUUCAGUUCAAACGACUGAUCCGGCUCUGUGAUUAUGGUGUGAUUCCAAAAGGAAACUGAAAGAAUGGGGCAGUUGAGAGUUGAGACUGUUUGUAGGUUAUUAUCAGGAGUAAUGUUACCCUGACAAAAUUUUGGGAUCAAAUUUAGAGUUCAAAUAACAUAACAGUUGAUUUAACCUUCUUUAUUUAGUGUCAUGUCAUUUGGGUCCCAAUAAAAAUUCAAAAUAGUCAGCUGUCAUGUCAUUUGGACUCUAAAUUUAGUACUAAAAUUUGAUCAAUGUAGCAUUAUUCUAUUAUCAUAACUUACAGUUUGUGGAAUUUUUGAAGAUGAAAAUGAUGAUAUGUUAAACUGAUUUCCACUUCAGUUUUGAGGAUUAAAUAACCACUUUGAUUGGAG
Ilex paraguariensis (yerba mate) is the source of this 892-nucleotide messenger RNA. Lineage: Eukaryota; Viridiplantae; Streptophyta; Magnoliopsida; Aquifoliales; Aquifoliaceae. The record is from the annotation of a GenBank genome assembly.